AUGAAAUCAACAAAAGCAAGACAAGUUACAAAUACAUCUCAAAUUGAAACUACACUGAACAAUUAGAGUAUUUCUUCUCGUAAGGUUCCAAAAUUGCCAUACUUAUACAUAAAGCACAAUCAAGUUCUAUCUACAUCUCGAAAACUCUUGAUAGAUGAGAAUUCUGUUCUCAUUCAGUUAAAUGGAUAGAAAAAGGAGCUGCUAAAACUGAUUUAUGAUCGAUAAUUGGAUGAAGCUAUAGAUACAACAAAGAAAUUAGUUUAGUAAUGCAUUGCCUAUGAUCUGAAUAUAUUCGGAAAAUCACUUCACAUACUUGCGGACAUGUAUAUAUCCAAUAGGGAAUUUGCUAAUGGAUUGUACAUUUACAACGUGCUUAGAGUUUUGGGGGACGUUUAAAACAAUUAAGCACUUAAAAUUGAAGCUCUGAUUCAAAUGGGAGAUUUAUGCAAACUAUAAUAAUAGUAUCAACUCAGCAAGAUAUUUCUGAAGAAAGCUCUUUAGUAUGUUUGGUAUUUGAAUGAUACUGAAAACGAAGCAACAAUUUAUGAUUAUUUUGGAGUUCUUUAUUACGUGUAAGGAGAAUUAAGAUUGGCGAAGGAAUAUCAUGACAGAGCUAUGAAUUUUAUAAAAGAAUCUAAUGAUAGUGCAGCACGUAAACAUGGAAUAGAAUAUGUGAAGACAUACAUUAAAAGAAUAAAUUAUUAAUCUCAAGUCAUGAAUAAUAUGGUAUUGUCUAAAUUAGGAUUGAUCUAAGGCAAUGAAACAGAAAUUAAAUUAAAUACACUCCUGGAUUUCAAUAUUUUGACAGAAUAAAUUUUAUAGGAUUAUGAAUUUCAAGUUGAAAUGUCAACACCAAAUAGACCGCAAAGAUGUAUAACUAAAAAUGGAGUGCUUCAAAAUGAUGUUGACAUGUUUGAAAAUGUAAAAGAAUUGCAUGAACGAUAAAAAAAAAGAAAGUUUUUUGAAAAAAAAAUACCAGUAAUGCAUCUAACUCGAUCAGUUUUCAAAUAAACUAUUGAAGAACAACUUGAAUAAAGAAUGAAAACAGAUAAACAAAAAAAUUCUGUGGAAGAAUAUAAGAAGUAGUUAUAAAAAUUUCAUACUUAUAAAAACUUCCCUGAAAAAUUAGAAAAAGUCAAUAUUAAUCAUUUGUCUCCAAACAGAAAUCUUAUUGGUUUUAAAUAUAGUUUCAAACCUAUGCGCCAUUCAUUACUUGAUCUAUUUGGCGAGAUUGAAUAAUAUACCUAUUUACAUUCAUCCUGA
Paramecium tetraurelia is the source of this 1263-nucleotide messenger RNA. RefSeq lists its product as uncharacterized. The transcript has 3 exons. Lineage: Eukaryota; Ciliophora; Oligohymenophorea; Peniculida; Parameciidae. The record is from RefSeq and is a predicted model, not a curated record. Gene Ontology annotation, molecular function: protein binding.